Molecule: messenger RNA, 1092 nt
Organism: Trichoderma virens Gv29-8
Lineage: Eukaryota; Fungi; Ascomycota; Sordariomycetes; Hypocreales; Hypocreaceae
Exons: 1
Coding region: 1-1092 (363 amino acids)
Molecular function (GO): carbon-sulfur lyase activity
Source: RefSeq, a predicted model, not a curated record
AUGAUACAGUGCCAAUGCGGCGCUGUAUCUCAGAACGCUAGGCUCCGAAAAGGGACGCCUUUGUCUUUGUGCCACUGUAACACUUGUCGCCACUUGACCGGAUUGCUUUGCACUUCAUAUUAUCCCGUUGAAGACUUUCAUACGUCAGAUAGCAUCCGAGUCUAUUCCAUCUCUGCUCGGUCUAACAUUUACUUCUGCACCACGUGUGGCUGUCAUGUCGCCCGGUCCCGAAAGACCACGCAAGGUCCUCUUGAAUGGGAUGUUGCAACCGGGGUUGUGGUGAGCUCGACGCAAGACUUGAAUCUCACUUACGAAUCCCACAAACACGUACAAGACACCCAAGAUGGGGGAAUCUCAACCUGGAUUGAUUUGACGGGUCAUCGCCAGGUGGAUCAGCACACGAUGUUCCGAGGGGAGGACUGGCUCCACCAAGAAGAUACAGGGGUAGCCGAUGACUUGCUUCAUGGAUCUUGCGCAUGCGGUACUGUCCGCUUUGAAAUCACCCGACCAGACUCGGCGAGCCGUGAGCCAAGCCGCUGGUUGCCGGAUCUCACGUUUCCCGACAAGACAACCCCCGACAGCAUCAAGCAGAACCCAUCCGACCUCAAAUGGUGGAUUCCCAACGACGGAUCCAAAUUCCUCGCGGGCACCUGCGUUUGUCGAUCUUGCCGUUUGAUUUCUGGCUUCGAGAUUCAGACUUGGGCCUUUGUGCCGAGAUCAAACAUAUCUUUUCUAGUCCCUGGGCCUGGGCCCGGUCAAAGUAUCACGCAGCCACUUGACUUUUCAACACUCCCACGAGGUAUUUUGCAGACUCACAGUUCCUCGCCCAAUGUGCUCAGAGAUUUCUGUGGUAAAUGCGGUGCAACAGUGUUCUGGCGUGAGAAGGGCAAACCAGACGUUCUUGAUGUUAGCGUCGGACUCUUUCAGGCGCGGGAGGGUGCCAGAGCCGAAAGCUGGCUUGAAUGGUGGACGGACCGUGUAAGCUUUUCGGAAGAAGUGGGAACCGGCCGUACUGGAUCGAUAGCAAGAACUGCGUCGAAUCUCGUCCAGGCAUUAGAGGACGGUUUGAAGGUUUGGAAGCAUCGUGAAUAA